This is a messenger RNA of Trichosurus vulpecula (common brushtail), 1584 nucleotides long. Its product is annotated as protein SGT1 homolog. The transcript has 13 exons. Gene Ontology annotation, biological process: protein stabilization. Lineage: Eukaryota; Metazoa; Chordata; Mammalia; Diprotodontia; Phalangeridae. The record is from RefSeq and is a predicted model, not a curated record. The coding region runs from base 116 to 1129 and encodes 337 amino acids. Gene Ontology annotation, molecular function: protein-folding chaperone binding.
CCCUGCUCCCCUCUUGCCCUCACGCUAGCUCUUCUCACUGGCUCCUCCGGACGGAAGCUCCCUGGGUGUUUCUCCAGAAGUUUCCCCCUGGGCGGCGGCAGAGACAGCGCGAAGUAUGGCGGCGGCGGGACCUGCAACGGCGUCGCGGUUGUUCCCGCCCCCGUCGGACCGGCAGAUCGAAGAGGACCCUCAGGCUGCCGCCGAGGCACUGACAAGAGCACUGGAAGAAAAACCAGAUGAUGCAGAAUAUUACUGCCAAAGAGCUUAUGCCCACAUUCUUCUGAAGAAUUACUAUGAAGCUGUUGUAGAUGCAAAGAAGUCUCUUGGACUCAAUCCAAAUAAUUCCAUAGCUCUGCUAAGGAAAGGGAUAGGUGAAUACCAUGAAAAAAACUAUGCUGAGGCUCUAGAGAGUUUCACAGAAGGACAUAAAUUAGAUGAUACAAAUAAUACUUUCAACACCUGGAUUAAAAGGUGUCAAGAAACUAAAAAUAAAGAAGUAUCAGAACCUGGGAUGAUUGUACAACAGCAAACCCAGCAAUCAAAAAUCAAGUAUGACUGGUACCAAACAGAAUCUCAAGUAAUCAUUACACUUAUGAUCAAGAAUGUUCAGAAGAAUAACAUAAAUGUGGCAUUUUCAGAAAAUGAGUUGUCUGCAGUGGUGAAACUUCCAUCUGGAGAGGACUAUAGUUUAAAGCUUUCACUUAUUCAUCCUAUAGUACCUGAACAGAGCACCUUUAAAAUACUUUCAACAAAGAUUGAAAUAAAAAUGAAAAAGUCAGAGGCCGUAAGAUGGGAGAAGCUGGAGGGACAAAGAGAUGUAUCCAAACCCAAACAAUUCACACCAGAUUCAAAGCACACGUAUCCAUCAUCCUCUCAUUAUACAAGGAAUUGGGACAAAUUAGUUGGUGAGAUCAAGGAAGAAGAAAAGAAUGAAAAGUUAGAAGGAGAUGCAGCUUUAAACAAAUUAUUUCAACAGAUCUAUUCAGAUGGUUCUGAUGAAGUGAAGCGUGCCAUGAACAAGUCAUUUAUGGAGUCUGGAGGCACAGUUCUGAGUACCAACUGGUCUGAUGUAGGUAAAAGGAAAGUUGAUGUUAAUCCUCCUGAUGACAUGGAAUGGAAAAAGUUCUAAAUAAAUCAGUUUGCUAUCAGUGUAUUGAGUAUACUCACCUAAUGUCCACUGUGUCUAUAUACAUUGCAUUCUGAAUUUGAGAACAGAAUAUUUCCUUUAAAAAUGAUACCUCCUCUACUUCUUCUCUACUUUAGAAGUUGCUUUUCCUGCAGUUAUUCUAGGUGUCUGAUCAAGUAUGAAGUUCACGUUUUAUCAUUUCUGUAAUUAAGGGUUCCAGAAAUUCAUUUGUCUUGUUUUCUGCUAGAUAGAUUAGUUCUGUACUUCUGUAGGGAGGGGAAAUCAUUCGUUGGAUAUCUAGGAUUCUUGCCUUAUUUUUGAUGCACAGUGUUCACUUAAUUUAUUAGAUUUGGCCCCCUUGGGUGAACAUAGGUUUUUUUCAACUGAUAUGUUACAUUGUGUUUGCUUUUUAACUCUGCCUCUGAAUGAAGAUGUAAAUAUACUUUUUCUAUGAAGAA